GCAGCGCACGAGCGCCUUUCAGCACCGGGAGCUGUCCGCCCUGCACGAGCCUGUCCGCGGGGAGAGGCGACGCUCACAUGAGCUGCAGGUGAGGAUGGCCAGAGUUAAGCAGGUGGGCCUGUUGGCCGCAGGAUGUCAGCCGUGGAACAAAGACGUGUGCGCUGCCAGCGGAGACCGAUUUGCCUACUGUGCUACUCUGGCUAUAUACAUCUACCAGUUGGACCAGCAGUACAAUGAGUUUAAGCUGAGCUCCAUCAUGUCAGAGCAUAAGAAGACCAUCACGGCCUUCAGCUGGAGUCCAGAUCACUGUGACCUGUUCGUUUCCGCCUCCGCAGACAACCUGCUCAUCGUGUGGAACGUGGCUGAGAAGAAAGCCGUGGCCCGACUGGACAACACCAAAGGCGUUCCGGUGUCGGUCAGCUGGUGCUGGAACUCGGCCGAUGGCGUGGCCUUCGUGUCCCAGCGGGGUCCGCUGUAUCUGUGGGCGUUCCGCGGCCCGGACCCCGGCGUCACCGUGCACAAGGAGGCCCACUCCUUCCUGUCAGACAUCUGCCUGUUCAGGUGGCAUCCCACCAAGAAGGGGAAGCUGGUGUUCGGACACACGGACGGAAGCCUGUCCGUCUUCCAGCCGGGCAGUAAGAGUCAGAAACACGUGCUGCGCCCCGAGUCGUUGGAGGGGACGGAUGAAGAAGACCCCAUCAGCGCUCUGGAGUGGGACCCUCUAUCAACAGACUACCUGCUGGUGUCUAACCUCCAUAACGGGAUCCGGCUGGUGGACAGCGAAGCGCUGGCUUGUAUCACGUCCUUCUGCUUCCCCUCCGCUGCAGCUUCAGUCCAGUGUUUGGCCUGGGUCCCUUCAGCACCGGGCAUGUUCAUCACCGGAGACUCACAAGUCGGGGUUUUGAGGGUUUGGAACGUGUCUCGCUCGACUCCGUUGGACAGUUUCAAAUUGAAGAAAACGGGGUUUCACGCUCUGCACGUCCUCAACUCACCUCUCGCCAAGAAAGCACAGACUUCCAUCUCUCCCAGUAAAAGCCAACACACCAGCUCCACCAGCGAGGCCGUCCCUCCUCCAACGCUGUCCCAGAACCGCUCCUUCUCCCUGCCGCCGGGCCACGCCGUCUGCUGCUUCAUGGACGGGGGCGUCGGCCUCUACGACAUGGGCGCCAAGAAGUGGGACUUCCUGCGAGACCUGGGUCAUGUAGAAACCAUUUUUGACUGUAAAUUUAAGCCGGAUGAUCCAAACUUGCUCGCCACGGCCAGCUUUGAUGGCACGAUCAAAAUCUGGGACACCAACACACUCACAGCUGUUUACACAUCGCCCGGCAACGAGGGAGUGGUUUAUUCUUUGUCCUGGGCUCCAGGAGAUCUGAACUGUAUCGCCGGGGCGACGUCUCGGAACGGAGCGUUUAUCUGGGAUGUGAGGAAGGGGAAAAUCAUCACCCGCUUUAACGAGCACGGUAAGAACGGGAUCUUCUGCAUCUCCUGGAGCCACAAGGACUCCAAGAGGAUCGCCACCUGCAGUGGAGAUGGAUUCUGCAUCAUCCGAACCAUCGAUGGUAAAAUCCUCCACAAGUACAAACACCCUGCCGCUGUGUUCGGGUGCGACUGGAGCCAAAACAACAAGGACAUGAUUGCCACCGGCUGUGAGGAUAAGAACGUGCGGGUCUACUACCUGGCCACCAGCUCGGACCAGCCUCUGAAGGUCUUCACCGGACACCUGGCCAAAGUAUUCCAUGUCCGCUGGUCUCCGCUCAGAGAGGGAAUCCUGUGCUCCGGGUCCGACGACGGAACUGUCCGUAUCUGGGACUACACGCAGGAUGCCUGUAUCAACGUGCUGAGUGGUCACACAGCUCCUGUCAGAGGUCUGAUGUGGAACACAGAGGUCCCGUAUCUACUCAUCUCAGGUUCUUGGGACUAUACGAUCCGUGUGUGGGACACCAGAGACGGCACAUGUUUGGACACAGUGUUCGACCACGGAGCCGACGUUUACGGUCUGACGUGCCACCCUCAGCGUCCGUUCACCAUGGCGAGCUGCAGCAGAGACAGCACGGUGCGUUUGUGGUCUCUGACGCCGCUCAUCUCGCCACUGCUGCUCAACGUGCUGACGGAGCAGCCGUGGGAGAAGGUCAUCGGGAACACAGACAUGGCGAUGGUUCCCGGCUCGCCGCCGCUGCUCUGUGGGAAAGUUUCCCGAGACGUGAAGCAGGAGCUGGACAAGCUGAGUCUGGACGUCCGCGGGAAGAAGCUGCGCUGGUUCUCCGAGUGCUUCUCACCUCCAGGCGGCAGCAGUAAUCUGUGGGAUUUGGUUUCCGUGAUUAACGGUCAGGACGACUCGCUGCUGCCCAACAGCUACAGCAAAGGAGUGAUGCAUAUGAAGCACCUGCUCAAGUUCAAGACUUCUGAAGCUCAGGAGCUGACCAUCGUCAAGAUGUCCAAGUUUGGAGGGGGAAUCGGAGCGCCGAGCAAAGAGGAGCAGCUGAAGGAAGCAGCAGAUAUUCACCUGAGACUGGGACAGAUCCAGCGCUACUGUGAGCUGAUGGUGGAGCUGGGGCAGUGGGAGAAGGCUCUGUCUGUGGCUCCUGGAGUCUCCAUGAAAUACUGGAAGAAACUCAUGCAGAGGAGAGCUGACCAGCUCAUGGCGGAGGACAAUGACGAUGCCAUCCCUUACUGCGUUGCCACCGGAGACAUUAAGAAGCUGGUGGCGUUCUUCACAGGGCGGGGUCAGCUGCUGGAGGCGGUGCUGAUCGCUCAGGGAGCGGUUGAAGGCAACAUUCGUGCUCCUCUGACCUCCUCCGUCAACCACACGAUGAACGACGUGGACAACAGACAACAGUACCAAAGCCUCCUGCGGUCGGUCUGUAAGGAGCUGGCUGAGUGGUACUUUCAGGAUGGAUGUUCAGUUCUGGCGGCGUGCUGCCACCUCGCCGUGGACGAUGUGCAGCUCGCCAUGUCCAGUCUGAUCCGAGGGAACGAGCUGGAGCUGGCCGCCUGUGUGGGCAUCGUCCUCGGUGAAGCAGCCAAUCAGAGCACGGCUUACUGCUUGGAACUGCUGGCCCGGAAAUACAUGACGACGGCAACGUGGGAGCUGUCAGCCAACCUGCUGCAGAUGAUUCCUGAUAAUCAUGUUUUGUUGGCCAAGCUGUGUGCGUUUUAUCCAGGAAGUGCUGCUGAAGUCAACCAGCUGCACCAGCGGUGUGAGCUUCCCUCUCUGGAGGACUGUGGUUCUUUAGCUGAAGCGGCUCUCAGCGACGGUGAUCUGUUUGCUGCCGUGAAGUUCCACCUGCUGAGCUCUAAGCCGGAACACGCUCUGCACAUCGGGAUCCAGCAUGUCAAAGAGCAGCUGGCUGGUUCUGAUUGGACGGUAGACGGCGUUCACCAAAUCCUUGACCUGAUGAGCUACAUCCGAACUGACCGGCUCACCACCGCCUCCUUCACAGAAGUCCGCAGUGAGCUCUUGAUCCUGUGCGGUUACAUCGGAGGGCUGCUGGCCAUCAGAAGACAAUACUCCAGCAUCGUGCCUGCGCUCUAUGAAUACACGAGUCAGUUGCUGAAGAGGCGGGAGGUGUCCGUUCCUCUGAAGAUCGAGCAGCUCUCUGUGGAGCUGGAUGCCUGGAGGGCGUGCACGCAGACCAGCAACAUACCUCCAUCAGACAGUCAGAGAGAUGAGUUCAGCCGCCUGCAGAAGAGAAUCCAGCCAACAAAUGAUGUGUUUGUUCUCCACGGCGUCGACUACGUAACCGGCUCCAACCUGCCAAGUCACUCUGAUCUGCAGCUGUCCUGCUUCACCGGGCAAAGGAUACAGGGUCCAGUGUUCCUGCUGGAGGACAGUAAAUCUGCCAUCUCUCUCAACGAUGCACUAAUGUGGGCUAAAGUCAACCCCUUCUCGCCUCUGGGAACGGGACUCCGCAUCAACCCCUUCUAACCCGGGAGGAAGACGGCUGUGCGUUGUCUUCACUCCAAACCUCUGUGGCCAUCUGAGUUUCCCACCAUAGCUUUUGUAGCUUUUGAUAUUGGCUUAGCGUAGCGUGUUACGUGAUGAGAAUGUAGCUAACAAAUUCAUUCGUCAUCAUGAAAGGUGGGACACCUGCUGAGUUUCUCAAAGUAUGAGCAUGUAUAUACACACAGGAAACAAACUGUAAAAAAAAACAAAAAAAACAAACUCGGAAAUAAAAUUUAAAAAAAUCUACAGCAUACCCAGGUGAGACUCCACUCUUUUAAGAUCAUAGAAAUA
This is a messenger RNA of Salarias fasciatus (jewelled blenny), 4234 nucleotides long. Its product is annotated as WD repeat-containing protein 17-like. Bases 95 to 3925 code for a protein of 1276 amino acids. Gene Ontology annotation, molecular function: protein binding. Lineage: Eukaryota; Metazoa; Chordata; Actinopteri; Blenniiformes; Blenniidae. The transcript is spliced from 32 exons. The record is from RefSeq and is a predicted model, not a curated record.